CAAAAUUUAAGCUCCCUUUCGAUGACGUAGUUGUCUCAAAAAAAUCUCACAGGAAAAAUACGGCGCGAAAUCUUUUCACCAUGCUUUACUUUUCCCAAAACCCAUAUGUUUUUUGUUUACAAAGGAAAGUGGGGGGACACGCAUUCACUAUGUACUGUAUUGCAUUUCUUGUAAAACCAUUUUAAUUCAUGUUUUUACUCAAUUCACUAAAAUCGAAUGCAAUACGCAGUUAGUGGACGGCCCUCGCACAACAAGUCUGGAUCACACCAGUUAUUUCAAUUUUUUUCAAUUUUUAAAACUAUUUUCUGAGACUUUGAAAUUGAAUUUUGAAAUUCUUUCUACCGCUAUUGUAGAUAAUUAGCUGCUUAAUAAGAUUCUUUUGAAAUUUUUCAAUUUCGAUUGGCCAAUUUUGCUGAGGUACAAAUUUAAUAUAACGUUUGGUCUUAUGCUUUUUACAUACUUUUUGUACCUCAGCUUUCAAAACCUACCGAAAUAUUGAAUUUCUUCUUCGAGUAUGACCACAACGGAAUUAUCUAAAAUAGCCGUAGAAAGAAUUCCAAAAUUCCUUCUGGUAGCUGAGAAAUAAUUGAAAAUGUAGGGUUAUAACGUCAUUGUUAUGACGUUGGUAGUGACGACACGAGUCUCACGUUAAGGGUCUGGUGACCUUAAAAAUUUAUUUUUACUUUAUUUUUGUCACUGGCACCGGUUUUCGACCUAAUCCACGUAAUAAAUUUGGAAAUAGAAGCCAGGAAGGAAAUAGGAAUGUUGAAAGUGCUCGAAAACGUUUAAAACCGAUAACGAGUUCACUAGACACAUGGUCAAGCACGAUUCGGAUGCCAAGGUCAAGUUGUGUGAGGUUUCCGGCUUAAUUUCCAAAAGUAGGCGCGCCUUAUCUUCCCACAUGUGGAAACUUCACAGAAACCGGAUGCGACCAACUGGGCCAAGUUGUGACACGUGUCACCGGGUGUUUUCCAGCCUUACCAGUUUACGGCGACAUAGCGACACGGUCCACAGCAGGUCGGCUCCCCCUCGUUUCCCAUGCACAUUUCCCGGCUGUAAGAAAACCUACAGCUACAAGUACGCUGUGGCGAAUCACGUGAAAACUGAACACGUCGAAAAUCCGGUCCGAUAUCCGUGCACACUUUGUGGGAAAGAAUUCAAAACGAAGUUUGAACUUGAGCAACACAUUCCCACGCACACGACCGAGAAGCCGUACAAUUGUGCCACCUGUGGGAGGAGUUUCGCACACAGGGGAAGCUUAACACGUCACGAGAAGACGCAUUUGGAAAAAUCUACCCGUGCCAGGUUAAAAUGUCACCUCUGUCCACAGACCUUUUUACGCCGGAAUAACCUAGAAUACCACAUCCGGGCUGCGCAUGAAAAUCGGAGGGAUCACCAGUGCGCAAUUUGUGACAAGAGAUUCUCCAAAUCGUCGAACUUGAAGAGGCACGUGGAGGAGAUACACAAGGCGGACAGGGAAAAGAUUCAUUCCUGCGACAAAUGCGAGUACAUGAGUCACUCGAAAUCCAAUUUGGCCAGUCACAAAGUCCGUCACAAUGCAGCGAGGCAUGGAUGUUACUUCUGUCAAAAGAAAUUCUUCAGUUUUCACGAAUUGGUCAGACAUUGUAGAGUUCAUACUUUAGAAUAGCUAAAAUACUUAUGUUGUAUGUGUAAUGGACAUGUCAAUAAUUUGCGAAUUUUCAUUAAAUUUGCGACAUUUGGCAAAAUUU
Molecule: messenger RNA, 1730 nt
Organism: Folsomia candida
Lineage: Eukaryota; Metazoa; Arthropoda; Collembola; Entomobryomorpha; Isotomidae
Product: zinc finger protein 135-like
Exons: 4
Coding region: 815-1648 (277 amino acids)
Source: RefSeq, a predicted model, not a curated record